Molecule: messenger RNA, 3927 nt
Organism: Symbiodinium natans
Lineage: Eukaryota; Dinophyceae; Suessiales; Symbiodiniaceae
Source: the annotation of a GenBank genome assembly
AUGGCCAUGCUGAGACGCUGCAUCAGUGAAAUGUCUGCUGUUGACUAUGAGGAGUCGGAGCAUCUACAGCUGCAAGCCAUGUGGGUAGUCAGCAUAGCAGACGUCUUGCAGAUAUCUGGGCCACCCACAGUGCACGAAGAGCUCCGUGCUGCGGGAAAGCUUGAGCGGAGUGCGCUAGCCAAGGGGUAUCUGUGGUUAGAUUGGUUCAGCAUCCCGCAGCAGCGCGGGAGAACCAAAGAUCGACGCUCUUCGGUGAUUUCCAUCCCAUCCUACGUCGACUCCUGCAACAUCUUCCUUGCUUUGGUCCCUCCACUGAGGCAUUCGGACUCAGGAAAGCUUUGCGAUUACGAGUCGUGGCUGGAGCGGGGUUGGUGCAGGGCCGCUGGAGCUGAUUUGGAGAUUUUUUCUUUCCCCACACCUUUCUGUGGGGUUCUGGCCGAGCUUUGGUGCGCCCAGCUGUCCAACAAAGCAGACUUGCCCAUGGUGGUGGUGCACGCAGGGGAUGACGCAGAGGUCGCAAUGGCCAACCAUUGGAUCUAUGCACCUGUGCAGGAAGGAGUCUUCACUGUGGAUGCCGACCGCCACGGUGUCAACGAGUUCAUUCAGACAGCCUUGCAUGCACGCAUUGCAUACCUCACAAAGCACAAGCAGCAGCUGGAGUUGUGCCGGUAUCUCAAAGCCAGGUUGCACGAUUGGGUCGGACAACCCGACGUGCAGCGCCCGCCCGCUGCGUUUCUGUCCUACUUUGGGUUUAAAGAUAUGGCCCAAGCCAUCAGGACAUCGACCAUGGGUGGUAUGGCCUGCGCUGCUGUAUCGGGCGACGUGUCAAUGGUGCGAGCACUUGCAGACGCUAAGGCCUCUGUCAACACUUGCGGCCGAGUUUGCCGCUCGAUGUUAUCUGUCGGCGUGCUGGACUACCCACCCGUGCAUCUUGCCUUGCAACGUGGUGCCCGGGGUCAUGCUGUGGUGCUUGAGUUGUUGCGCCAGAGAGCAAGCCCCAACUCAACGAGUGGAGCGGGUCUCCCGUGCCUUGGGACUUGCCGUGAUGUCGCUUCCGUUGAGAUGCUGGUGCGCCAUGGUGCGGAUGUGAACUUGCGAGUUGGAAAGGUGUGGAACACCCCUAUAGCCUAUGCUUGCGCCAAGUUGGCACCUUUGGAAGUUACCAAGAAGCUGGUCGAACUGAAGGCGGAUGUCAACUUGUCCGUGACGCCCCUUUCGACCUUGGCCAUGUUUAGCCGAUGUGUGCCCAACCUGGCCAGGAGCACUGCAGACGUCUUGCUCCAGGCACGUGCAGACGUCAACCAGCCCGAGCGUCUCACGGGGCUUUACAGGGCCUUGGAGAUUGCGGGCAGAGUGCGAUUAUGUUUCGGAAGCCGAAGCAACUUAAGCUAUGUUUUCGGGGAGGGCAGCACGACACCCCUCGGCUGGGCAGCUACUUCAGACAACGCCGCACUAGUGGAGCUCCUCUUGUCUGCCAAGGCUGAUCCAGAUAUUCCCAACCGUCGAGGCCACACUCCCAGACAGCUGGCAGCACGCUUUCGCCGCGUUCGCAGCCUCUUCGCAUGCGCCGGACCCGGUGCAGUGGUCCAGGGCGUUCCUGCAAAGGGUGCCAUGAAGCUUCCCCAGUGUCCGCGGCUCGAAGAUGACGAUGCCGAUGACGUCAUGCGCACUGAUGAUCUGGAAAAUUCCAGGCGCAUCCGAUACGGGUGUUUGAGGCGCACUGAUGAUCUGGAAAAUUCCAGGCGCAUCCGAUACGGGUGUUUGAGGCAAGGCAAAGAGCCGCUAGCCUGGGAGUUUCUUAAUUUGUGCGCGGACGCGGUGUUGCGAAUCCAAAUGCCGCGGGUCACCGACGACUUCUUCCCAGAUGAUGCAGCGCCACAGGCAUGCCACACAUGCGCAUGCGCCUUCAGCGGCUUGUUCUUGUCUGAGCUCUUCAUCGGUGACUGGGACGUGAUCCUAGGCUCGGCGCUUCUCUGCAUUCUGGUCCUACCCUUCAUCUCGGGCUGCGAACACUGGGCACCGUGGGCGUUGCAGACUGGCGAGACCAACUUGCAUCGGCAUCAGCUGCGUGGAGUUGAUGGAAGGAGGCUCAGGAGCACCGGGAGCGAAACUUUGUGCGUGGCGCGAGCCCUAGUCAUGGCCAUGCUGAGACGCUGCAUCAGUGAAAUGUCUGCUGUUGACUAUGAGGAGUCGGAGCAUCUACAGCUGCAAGCCAUGUGGGUAGUCAGCAUAGCAGAUGUGUUGCAGAUAUGUGGGCCACCCACAGUGCACGAAGAGCUCCGUGCUGCGGGAAAGCUUGUCAAACACCGUCCGGGCAUGUACUGUGUCUUUGUGUCUCACCAGUGGCUCGGACGGCACCAUCCAGAUGCAGAGGGCAAGCAGUUCCAGGUGCUGCAGCAGACGUUGCGAGGCUUCAUCGAGGGCACAUUGCCGGGUCAGUCAGACAUGGUAACGCAAUCCCUUUUGGGAGAUCGUGCCUUCUCUCGCCAGGAGCGGAGUGCGCUAGCCCAGGGGUAUCUGUGGUUAGAUUGGUUCAGCAUCCCGCAGCAGCGCGGGAGAACCAAAGAUCGACGCUCCUCGGUGAUCUCCAUCCCAUCCUACGUCGACUCCUGCAACAUCUUCCUUGCUUUGGUCCCUCCACUGAGGCAUUCGGAGUCAGGAAAGCUUUGCGAUUACGAGUCGUGGCUGGCCGAGCUUUGGUGCGCCCAGCUGUCCAACAAAGCAGACUUGCCCAUGGUGGUGGUGCACGCAGGGGAUGACGCAGAGGUCGCAAUGGCCAACCAUUGGAUCUAUGCACCUGUGCAGGAAGGAGUCUUCACUGUGGAUGCCGACCGCCACGGUGUCAACGAGUUCAUUCAGACAGCCCUGCAUGCACGCAUUGCAUACCUUACAAAGCACAAGCAGCAGCUGGAGUUGUGCCGGUAUCUCAAAGCCAGGUUGCACGAUUGGGUCGGACAACCCGACGCGCAGCGCCCGCCCGCUGCAUUUCUGUCCUACUUUGGGUUUAAAGAUAUGGCCCAAGCCAUCAGGACAUCGACCAUGGGUGGUAUGGCCUGCGCUGCUGUAUCGGGCGAUGUGUCAAUGGUGCGAGCACUUGCAGACGCUAAGGCCUCUGUCAACACUUGCGGCCGAGUUUGCCGCUCGAUGUUGUCUGUCGGUGUGAUGGACUACCCACCCGUGCAUCUUGCCUUGCAACGUGGUGCCCGGGGUCAUGCUGUGGUGCUUGAGUUGUUGCGCCAGAGAGCAAGCCCCAACUCAACGAGUGGAUUGGGUCUCCCGUGCCUUGGGACUUGCCGUGAUGUCGCUUCCGUUGAGAUGCUGGUGCACCACGGUGCGGAUGUGAACUUGCGAGUUGGAAAGGUGUGGAACACCCCUAUAGCCUAUGCUUGCGGCAAGUUGGCACCUUUGGAAGUUACCAAGAAGCUGGUCGAACUGAAGGCGGAUGUCAACUUGUCCGUGACGCCCCUUUCGACCUUGGCCAUAUUUAGCCGAGUUGUGCCCAACCUGGCCACGAGCACUGCAGACGUUUUGCUCCAGGCGCGUGCAGACUUCAACCAGCCCGAGCGACUCAUGGGCCAUUACAGGGCGUUGGAGAUUGCGGGCAGAGUGCAAUUAUGUUUCGGAAGCCGAAGCAACUUAAGCUAUGUUUUCGGGGAGGGCAGCACGACACCCCUCGGCUGGGCAGCUACUUCAGACAACGCCGCACUAGUGGAGCUCCUCUUGUCUGCCAAGGCUGAUCCAGAUAUUCCCAAUUGUCGAGGCCACACUCCCAGACAACUGGCAGCACGCUUUCGCCGCGUUCGCAGCCUCUUCGCAUCCGCCGGAUCCAGUGCAGUGGUCCAGGGCGUCCCUGCAAAGGGUGCCAUGAAGCUUCCCCAGUGUCUGCAGCUCGAGGAUGACGAUGCUGCUGACAUCAUUUCUUUUUGA